Parnassius mnemosyne (clouded apollo) is the source of this 2637-nucleotide messenger RNA. NCBI's taxonomy places the organism in Eukaryota, Metazoa, Arthropoda, Insecta, Lepidoptera, Papilionidae. The record is from the annotation of a GenBank genome assembly.
AUGGUUGUAAAAGUAGGCAUUAAUGGUUUUGGCCGAAUAGGUAGAAUAUUGUUCAGAACUUGUUUUGAUAAUUCAAAUAUUGAGGUAUCUGCUAUUAAUGAUCCUGCUAUAGAUGUGGAAUACAUCUGUUAUUUAAUAAAAUUUGAUUCAACACAUGGAAAGUUUAACGCAACUAUAGAGUCAUAUAAGGAUGACAUAAAAAUUAAUGGCAAUUUAAUAAAAAUAUUUCACGAGAAACAGCCAGCCGCCAUACCGUGGCAAUCUGCUGACGUGCAGUAUGUAAUUGAAUCAUCGGGAAUGUUCACUAGUCUAGAAAAGGCGUUGGGUCAUCUAUCGGGCGGAGGCGUGAAGCGAGUUGUGGUCACUGCGCCAAGCAUUGACGUUCCUAUGAUAAUACUUGGGGUGAAUGACGAUAAACUGCAUCCAGAUCAAAAAGUAAUAUCGUGUGCUUCGAGCACUCUCUACUGUUUAGCGCCAAUAAUGAAAGUUCUAGAGAAUGACUUCGGUGUCGCAGAGGGAUUUGUUACAAGCAUUCAUGCUAUGACGCCUUCUUUAAAACCCUUGGACGGUCUAUGUUUAAGAGGAAAGCACUGGCGAGAUCACAGAAGCAUUAAUCAGAACAUAAUACCAGCGACUACAGGUGCUUGCAAAGUGCUGGGAAAAAUACUACCGCAAUCUAAAGACAAAAUGGUCGGGUUGGCUUUUCGAGUCCCCAUUGUCAAUGUAUCUGUACUCGAUUUAACGAUUCGAUUAAAUAAAGAUACAAAAUUACAAAACAUUGUUAGAAGUGUAGAGAAUGCAAGCAAAACUUAUUUGAAGGGUAUAAUAAAUAUAUCGAAUGAAGAAGCAGUCUCAUCUGAUUUUAACAGAGAUACUCAUUCUUGCAUUUUGGAUGUCAACUCGAGUAUGCAGCAUAAACCUAAUUUUUUUAAACUUGUUUGUUGGUAUGAGAAUGAGUUUUCAUACGCAUGUCGCGUGAUCGAUUCAAUAUUUUUCUCUGAAACACAAUAUAAUCAAAAUAUUAAAGAAACGAACCUAAACUCUCUUGUAACUAAGCAAAAGCAUUUGACACGGGAAUCACUUGAAUAUCUUAGACAACCCCAUGUUAUUGGUGAUAACUGUACCACAGAUACUCUUCCAAAUGUACUGAGAGAUGUUUCUAAAAGCAUAGACUUUAAGAUGAAACCACGGUAUAGCCAAAUAUUUCGAAAGAGGCCAUUAUCAUCCCAAAUAUCUGUGAUAAAUCAAUCGACACUAACUGAUUGGAAGACGAAAAACAGAAGUGAUAUAUUUAAAACAAUAGACUACGAUGAAAUAACUGAUAAACCUGCUUCGAAACACAAUAAGAAAUCAUUUUACAAAAGUUGCAUCUCAUUAAAGUUGCCAAGUCCUGAUCGAAAUGACACUAAAAUGGUCCGAAAUGGUCUGGAGAAUGUUAAGAGAGAAUUUAAUAAAGUAGUGAAUAUCACAGAAGAAUUGCUUAAAAAAUCAAAAGAGCAUCAGUUUAAUAGGUUGAAGACUAUUUCUAGUGAGAGUAAAAUAGAAUAUAAUUUGAACGAAUUACAGAAAGAACCAGACCUUAUACAAAGGAACUUGAACAAUGAUAACAUAUUUAUUAAAAAUUAUACAAAAUUGCAGACGGACAAUUUAAUUGAAUAUAAGUAUUUAAAUGAUGCAAAUAAAAACGAAGUAACACUAAAUUCUGAAGCAAUAAGUCUUAAAAGGGUUGAUAAAACUUUGACAAUUGAUAAGACUAUUGAUAAGAUAGAAUGUAUUGAAGGUGAAGAUGGAAUAGGGUUUCAAGAGGAAAAUAAUAUUCAUGUCAAAACUUUAUACGACUUUUGUGAAACAGUUACAAGAUGUACUUCGAGUGAGAUUAUUUCUGAACGAGCAAUAGAUGAGCUACAAGAAUAUAAAACAAAAAAUAAUAUUCAAGAAACUAGUUUUCAUGAAAUAACUACCAGUCCUAUUAAUGUGAUGAGUCAUGAGUGCGAUUUAAGUACGAUGAAUAAAAGUGAAAAACAAAUUCAAGAGCAAUAUUUAGAUGAUCAAAGUUUGAAGGUAAGAAACACAAUUACUAGUGGAGAUGGUAUUACUACGGUAUUGGAAAAUAAAAAUACAGCAAAUGUAUUUGAAACUGUUAUAUUAAGACAUACUGAAGAUAACAAAACAGAGCAAAACGAAAAUAAGGCUUUACGAAGAAUUGUUGAUGAACAAAAUGAUUUAGUUCUAAAACAAGUAACAUCUAGAAAUAUAUUACUGCGCCCAAGUCAAGAAACAACAAACAUAUCAAUAAAUAAGAUGAUGACCGAUGUAAACGAAAGGAAUGAUGAUAUCUAUGAUAAACUGGAUAGCACAAGUGCAACUAAUUCAGACAAUUCAUUUCAUAUGGAUGAAAAACAAUCACAAGUUAUUAAUAUAAAUGAUUUAACAAAUUCCUUAGAUGAUUUGUCACGCUUGGAAAAGAUUUGUAGAAUUAUUGAAAUUUCCGAUGACCUGUCAAAUCAAUUAUUUUCUACAUUGCAAGAACAUGAUACUACCAAAAUGAAAAAUAAAAAAUGGUCUUUUAAAGAUCUUUGUGAAAAAAUUCAACUGGAUGAUUUUUGUAACAAAGUGUUCAAUCAAACAAAUAAGUAA